GAAGCGGCCACUACAGCGGCGGCUCGCUGUUGCGCGAGGUUGAGUUGUGUGAGCGGCGACACAAAUUCCCCGUCGCUUUCCUCUUCGGAACUGGUACUGCUCACGUCGAGAACAAUGUCUUUGUUUGGGUUUACCUUGAGAAAGUUGCGGCACUGGUAGGUGAAGUGGCCCGGGUAGCCGCACUUCUUGCACGCUGGGCGUACGGUGUCCGACGACUGGUUGGGAAUUUCGCUUCCGAUUCCAGUCCAACAAUGGGUGGCGCUGUGGGUAAACUGUUCUCCAAUGCACCGCCUGGCUCGGAACAAGGCACGCCUUGCCUUUUCUGCAACAUCGCGUCUGCGAAAGACCCGAACACCACACUGUUGUACCAGGACGAAGAGUACGUGGUAUUUCGGGACAUCCACCCGGCUUCGACUCACCACUACUUGGUGGUUCCCAAGAUGCACAUUAGGAGUGUCAAGGGUCUCACUCCAGCGGACAUACCUUUAGUGAGGCGACUGAUCGACAUUGGGCAGCAGGUACUUUUGGAGAAAGGCGGUACCCUCGAUUCUCUCAGGAUGGGCUUCCACUGGCCGCCCUUCACGAGCAUCAACCACCUGCACCUGCACAUCAUCUCGCCCAUGGAACAGAUGUCCACCCUCUCCAAGGUCAUCUACAUGCCCGGCUCUGCCUGGUUCUGUCCCGUGGACGACGCGAUAGCGUACAUCGAGCGAACGGGCACAUCACCAGAUGCGUGAUACGAUUGCAGCUGGGAAAGUUUCUGGUCUAGCGUCUUGUACCUGUAACUGCAGCAACAGAUGAGAGACAAACGCAAAACUGGCGUCUCAAAUACACAUGGGCUAUUUGACGGGCACGCCCUGGGUUAGGUAUGGAUACCACCUCCGAACAUAUCGAAAGUGACGUCACGUAUACAAGCUGUGCAUAAACGUUACUAGAUCAGCUCAGUUGCAGAACUCCCGCGGAGAAGCGAAGUUGUUGAGCGAACCGCCCUCUAUGUCCCGAGGCCGCCGCCCGUCGUUUGAAACGCCAUCUGUACACGUUUCCGAGAAAGGCUCCUGUGCGCUGCCAUUUGGAGCGACGCUGGCGCCGCGUAACAUUUCCGCCUUGUUGGGGUGCGCUAGGGAAACGCCGUUGGGGUGCACAAGAAAAAGAUUUCAGCGGCAUCGCCGGCGGCCAGCUUUAGAAACGCACUUACUGUUUCGGAAGGCAGAAGGAGGUGUCCACACAAAAUUGUAGCAUCAAAUAUCGUAGGAGGGGGCACGUAUAAGGGUUGGAGCUGACUUUAUAACGAUCGCAGCCUCUGUUCCAGCACGUCGUGGAAGCCAUAGUUGCCGCGAGCACUUUGAGACUUAGCUAUUUCUUUUUUAAUUUUUUCGGUUUGUUACUGGUUUAGGUACUUUAUUUAAUUUGUUGUGCCCUUUCGCGGUCUAAGGUACCGCAUGUAUGUUUUAGAAAUAAUGUUUAGUCUGUUUCUGGCGCUCAGUGGUGUACACUUCAGCGAGAGGCGCUCGGCAUCAUUGUACGACGAGCAGCUAACCUCGGAGCGGGGUUCGAGGAUAGGCUGGGAUCCCACUUGCAAGUGUGUAUAACUUGUGCUUGAAAACUGUAUUCUUUGGAGCGGCUACGAUGAAGUGUCGUCUAGACACUCUGCUUCAGAACCUAUGAAUUUCAUGGAGUUACCAUAACAGCAGUCUCUAAAACCGUGGCGCUCCGAACGACGGGAGGCGAACUUUCAGGGGGAGAAGGGUACUGCGCGUGGUACCCAGCGUCUAGGGACAGUGCUGCAACUGAGUUGAUCUGGUAACUUUGCCGUGCAUGAUUCCAUGCUGUGUUUUCGAGGUGCUAGUCUUGUGUUUCCCGCCAGUGUGUCGUCCUCGUGUCGAGCUCAAGAAUGUGGACCUCCAACAGCUUGCCUUCGCGCUCACCAUUUGCAAAGUCUGUCGUGUUUCUCUUUUUCAACUACAUGGGCUGCUUUUUGCCUAGUCUGCAUACGAAGCGUAUAUAUGGUUGUCAGCUGGAUGCCGGCUUCCUCCGACGAGAGUGUGGUGUGCGUUUGUCCUUAGAACAAUAACCAAUUGUGAAAGCCCACGCUGGAGCAUUUCUGAUUGUCGUCUGCCAAGCAUUUCCCAGCCCAACUUCGCGAUGUGUCCGAGAAAAAGAGAAAUCGUACUUCUCGGUGAGUGUUUUGUAUACCCCUUGUAUAACUGGGUGAUUAUAACUUUGAAUAAAUGGAAAUGUGUGUUAUUUCAGCCGA
Molecule: messenger RNA, 2254 nt
Organism: Ixodes scapularis (black-legged tick)
Lineage: Eukaryota; Metazoa; Arthropoda; Arachnida; Ixodida; Ixodidae
Product: histidine triad nucleotide-binding protein 3
Exons: 8
Coding region: 252-737 (161 amino acids)
Molecular function (GO): catalytic activity
Source: RefSeq, a predicted model, not a curated record